CGCGUCGCAAGAUGGCGGCGGCCAUGCCCGUUCCUUUUGAGGGAGCGAGUGCGCAGCGCGGCGUCGGGCUUUGGCGAGGCCGGAGCAGCCGCGGCCGCUAGUCGUUUCCGCGCCGCCCGCUCCGGCGGCAGCAGCAGAGCCUGUCGUGGGGCUUGGCCGGCCCAGGGAAGCGGGCCCGGGCCGGGCUGGGCUGCCCGCCGUUAGCAUGGAGCCCCCCGGCGCCGUGGCCGGAGGCGGCGGAGCGGGCAGCAACGUGCCGGCCUUCCUCACCAAGCUGUGGACGCUGGUGGAGGAUCCGGACACGGACGCGCUCAUCUGCUGGAGCCCGAGUGGAAACAGCUUCCAUGUUUUCGACCAAGGCCAGUUCGCUAAGGAGGUCCUUCCCAAGUAUUUCAAACACAACAACAUGGCCAGCUUUGUGCGACAGCUGAACAUGUACGGUUUCCGGAAGGUGGUUCACAUCGAGCAGGGCGGGCUGGUCAAGCCCGAGAAGGACGACACGGAGUUCCAGCACCCGCACUUCCUCCGGGGCCAGGAGCAUCUCCUGGAGAACAUCAAGAGGAAAGUCACCAACGUAUCCGGCAUAAAGAACGAAGAGGUGAAGGUUCGCCAGGACAGCAUGACCAAAUUGCUGACCGAUGUCCAGUUGAUGAAGGGCAAGCAAGAGAGCAUGGACUCCAAGCUGAUCGCAAUGAAGCACGAGAACGAGGCCCUGUGGCGAGAGGUGGUCACUUUGCGUCAGAAGCACACGCAGCAGCAGAAGGUCGUCAAUAAGCUCAUCCAGUUCUUGAUCUCCUUGGUGCAGUCCAAUCGCAUCCUUGGGGUGAAGAGGAAGAUCCCCCUGAUGUUGAACGACGGCAGUUCCCCGCACAGCAUGCCCAAGUACGGCCGGCAGUACUCCUUGGAGCCCCUCCACAGCCCCUCCCCCUACUCAGCCUCCUCCCCAGCGUACGGCGGCCCCAAACUCUACUCCCCGGACUCCGGCCCCAUCAUCUCCGAUGUGACCGAACUGGCCCAGUCCAGCCCGUCUCCCUGCCCCAGCAGCAGCAGCUUUGAGGAGGAGAGGAGCAGCCCCGUGGUCCGCAUCAAAGAAGAGCCCCCGAGCCCCUCGUGCAGCCCCUCCGGGGAGGAGGCCAGCCCCCUGGGCGCCCCCCUCUCGCCCUCCACGUUCAUCGACUCCAUCCUCCAGGAGGACCAGCCCGGCAGCGCUUCCUCCACAGUCCCGGCCACCCAGGGCCCCCGGGCGCAGCCCCACGAAAAGUGCCUCAGCGUGGCCUGCCUUGACAAGGUGGGUCGUGCUGCGCAGAUGCCUGAGGUCACCUGCCUUUUCCCCAGCCCUUCCUCCUCCUCCUCCUCCUCCUCCUCCUCUUCCUCCUCCUCUCUGCACUGCAGACCACAGCAAGGGAAUGAGCUGAACGAGCACCUGGAGACCAUCGACUCCAGCCUGGACCACCUGCAGAACAUGCUGACCACGCACAGCUUCAGCGUGGACACAAGCGCCCUGCUGGAUCUCUUCAGCCCGUCCAUGGGGGUGGCGGACAUGAACCUGCCAGAUCUGGACAGCAGCCUGGCCAGCAUCCAGGAGCUCCUCUCCUCCCAGGAGCAGCAGAAGCCGCCCGAGGGAGAAGACGCCGCGGCCGACGCAGGCAAACAGUUGGUCCACUACACGGCCCAGCCCUUGUUCCUGGUGGACUCCAGCACGGUGGACGCGGGCAGCGCGGACCCGCCCAUCUUCUUCGAGCUGGGGGAAGGACCCGGCUUCCCGGAGGGGGAGGACUGCUUGGAGGAGCCCGGGCUCUCCCUGCUCUCGGGGACGGAGCCGCCCAAGGACCCCGCGGCCUCCUAGGGCCCGGCUCAGCCAGGAAGGCCGCCCUGCCGUGGGGCUGAGCUGCUGCGGGACAAGGGGGCUUCCCAGGCGGUGCGGUGGGCCCGGCCGGCCCGAGGGCGGCCCAGGACAGGCGUGGGGCUCGGAGGGACGUGGCUGCCAGAGGACGCUCGCCGCGACGGUCGCUCUCCGCGUCUUGAGGGUGACACCUCCUGCCCGAGAGACUCCAUGGCUCCUCUGAGCGGCCGGGCGGCCGGGGGGGGGUCCCUGGGGGACGGCUGCAGCCCCGCCCCCGCCCCCCCCCCCCCCCCCAGAAGGUCCCCCAGCUUCCCCCAGUGGGGUUGAUUUCUUCUCCCUUGGCUUAGCAGUGAAGGGUUUGUACAUUUACACUUGGAUUGUUACUAGAAAAAUUGUAUUUUGAAUUUUUACAUAAGAGAAGACGCCCCCCCGCCCCCCUCCCUUCCCCCCCCCAUAUAAAUAUCUAUAUAGACACGCUCAAAUAUAUCUAUAU
Molecule: messenger RNA, 2336 nt
Organism: Pseudonaja textilis
Lineage: Eukaryota; Metazoa; Chordata; Lepidosauria; Squamata; Elapidae
Source: RefSeq, a predicted model, not a curated record